This is a messenger RNA of Hibiscus syriacus, 954 nucleotides long. RefSeq lists its product as uncharacterized. Lineage: Eukaryota; Viridiplantae; Streptophyta; Magnoliopsida; Malvales; Malvaceae. The coding region runs from base 1 to 954 and encodes 317 amino acids. The transcript has a single exon. The record is from RefSeq and is a predicted model, not a curated record.
AUGGUAGCCAACACAUCUAGGGCAAGGAAAACGCUAAAUACAGGCUGUGGUAUUAAUGAUGAUGAAAUUGUGGUAUUGGAUGAGGACUACGUUAUCGACAAAUCGGAUGCCUUCCCAACAAUCAAAUUCUCGGAAAAAGUUCAUGAUCAAAUUGAUAAAAACAUGAGGAAUGUCAUCAUCGUUCGGCUGUUAGGACGGAUGAUAGGAUACAAAGCCCUGUUAAAUCGGAUCCAAGCCCUAUGGAAACCAAUUGGAGAAAUACAACUAAUCGACCUAGAAAACAACUAUUUCUUAGUCAAAUUUGCAGAUGAAGAUGACUAUACAAAGGUAUUAACAGAAGGGCCAUGGAUAAUAUAUGGAAGCUAUUUGAUAGUCCAACCGUGGAGUAGAUCAUUCUCAAUUUCUGAAAAACAUCCAUCACAAGUGAUAGUAUGGAUCAGGUUGCCAGGACUACCUUAUAGAUACUAUACAAAAGCACUUUUUCGACUAAUUGCUUCAGUAGUCGGACGAGUAAUUAAAGUUGAUUAUAACACUCAGGCGGGGGAAAGAGGUAAGUUUGCAAGAAUCAUGGUUUUAGUAGAUCUAAACCAACCACUAAUUCCUUGUAUUAGAAUAGAUGGAUUCACACAAAAACUAGAGUACGAAGGAUUACAACAGAUUUUCUUCCAUUGUGGGGUUUAUGGGCAUAUAAGAGAGCAAUGUGCAGCAUAUCAAGUACAUAUAGAAUCUAAACGUGAGGAAGAACUUAAUGAAAGGAACAAAAACAACCAUAACCUUGCAACAACAUCAGAAGAAACAAUGUUUGGACCAUGGAUGGUGGUGGAAAAUCGUCGAAGAAAAACAACGACGACACAAAAGACUGAGAAAGACAAGGCGAAACAAAAGUCUGAAAUAGGGGGCUCUAGUUUCAUUAUUUUGAACGAAGAAGAGAAUGGUUACAUGGCUGAAAUAUAA